AUGAGCGAUAGUCACUUAUGUGCCUUACGUCUUCCACCGUUCGGAUUGAUUGGGACCAGCGACGGAGGCUCCUACUCGGGUGAAAUCGACCAUACUGGGUUCUUAUCGGAUAAUAUUGGCUCACUUUUUAUGAAUCAUGACUUUUCUGAUGUCGUCUUCAUAGUCGAUGGAGAGAAGUUUCCAGCUCACAAAGUGCUUCUGGCUGCGCGGAGUGAAUAUUUCAGGGCUUUGCUUUAUGGUGGUAUGAAGGAAAGCGAUGAAGGCGAAAUCGUUCUUGAAGAGACUAACGUGUUUGCAUUCCGUAUCCUACUGAGGUCGUACAAGGAAGAGCAAGUUAUGGAAAUACUUGGGCUUGCCCAUAAAUAUGGCUUCGUUAAACUUCAGAAUGCUAUUGCAGAUUAUUUAAAGGCCAUCCUAAAUAAUAAGAACCUUUGCACAAUUUUCAAUAUAUCGCAGUUGUAUUUCUUGAAUGAUCUUACCGAAUACUGUCUGGUGUUUGCGGAUCAGAACGCUACUGAAAUACUAACCACUCAGGGUUUUCUACAAUUAUCGUUGAAUGCAAUAACACAGUUAAUCGCACGGGAUUCGUUUUGUGCAUCAGAAAUCGAUAUUUUCUGUGCCAUAUGUGAAUGGGUAAAAGUUCGUCCAGAAAUGCAGGCAGCUGCAGUGGAAAUGUUGAUGAAGUGUCUUAGACUUUCUCUUAUUAGUCAAAGAGACCUUCUCAAUAUAGUGAGACCAUCAGGUCUCUUCGCUCCUGAUACUAUUCUAGACGCUAUUGAAGAGCAGGACAAAAAGCGCACAACUGAUUUGACGCAUCGUGGGUUCCUAAGUAAGGCGUUCCUCAUUUUUGGAUUUACUGUGUUUCAUUCUAUUACCUUGGUGUAUUUUACACUGUACGGAUUUUCAGCACCCAAUACAAACAUUGCUACAGCGCAACUUGGUGCCGUUGUUAUCUCAGGAGAGGCACCAAAUGCUCUACUUAGUGAGACUGGAAGUCAAGCCAUCCCUCAAGAUGGAGAUCGUUGCCUCACACGGCAUGCACUUGGAGACAACGAAGGAAUAGUCGUACAACUCGGCCGUCCUUACAUAAUUAACAAGAUAAUUCUGUUUCUAUGGGAUCGUGAAACAAGGAUGUAUUCCUAUUACGUAAGUAUGGAUCGCAGGGAUUGGGUUCGCGUGAUUGACCACACCAAGUAUCUUUGCCGCUCUCGUCAAUCCCUGUACUUCGAGCCGCGUGUUGUAAGAUACAUCCGUAUAGUGGGCACACAUAAUUCACAGUCGAAUCGGAUGUUUCAUUUGGUAGGGUUAGAGGCCCUACAUUCUUCGGAUGAGUUCAAAAUUGAUCCGAAGACUAGAUUACUAAUACCGACGACAAAUGUGGCAACUAUUGAAAACAACGCGUUGGUUAUAGAAGGAGUAUCGAGAUGUAGAAAUGCACUUCUCAACGGUCAGAAUUCCGAUUACGAUUGGGACAACGGUUACACAUGUCAUCAAAUAAACAGUGGAGCAAUUACCAUUCAAUUACCACAACCCUAUAUGAUUAGUUCAAUGAGAAAUUGUUGA
Molecule: messenger RNA, 1563 nt
Organism: Angiostrongylus costaricensis
Lineage: Eukaryota; Metazoa; Nematoda; Chromadorea; Rhabditida; Metastrongylidae
Source: the annotation of a GenBank genome assembly